Penicillium canescens is the source of this 897-nucleotide messenger RNA. RefSeq lists its product as uncharacterized. The record is from RefSeq and is a predicted model, not a curated record. The coding region runs from base 1 to 897 and encodes 298 amino acids. The transcript has a single exon. NCBI's taxonomy places the organism in Eukaryota, Fungi, Ascomycota, Eurotiomycetes, Eurotiales, Aspergillaceae.
AUGCGAAGGUUAUUCAUCAACCAGCCCGAAAGGAAACAUAAGCGGAAGAUGAGUGGCCGAAACGAGAGGGAGAAAACAACUCCUACCAUUGAUAAGAUCUUGCGAAGCCAAUAUAAUAACCUCUCGGAAGGCGGUAUAGUUUCAGCCUCGGACCAAGAAAGAUGGUUGAAAAGGGACCUUUGCGACUUAUGGCGUUUCAGUUUUCAGUACGCUUUUGAGAUGACGACAAUCAAGGAGCACCGUCGCCGUGAACCACGAAAACGCGUCGACACUGAGCGUGCCAAUAGACUCGGUCUGCACGAGCGGCCAGAUAACUUCGACCUACAGGUCCUAGAGCACCACUUUCUCUGGUUAGCGCAUCAACGCGGGUUCAAAGUUCCGGCCGAUGAAAGUCAACUACAAUAUAUCGAACUUCCGCGUGUGAUACCAAGUGAUUUUCCACCUGACAAUGAAGGUGAUAAAGAUGUCAGUUUGGAGAGGCGAAGCGGAAAGCCAUUCACAGACUCGGUAAACGCGGACCGUUUUGCUCUCUCAAGAUGGUCAUUACAGAGCACUUGUAACUAUGAUCGAGUCAGCGCGGGCUUCGUGCGGCGUUCUGUUUUUCACGCCUUCUUUGAGUACUUCGAUUCCGGAAUACCAGACAGUCCAGUUCCAUCACCACCUCCCGCUGUGGCCGAGUCACCCCCAGAUGAGAUCGAUAUCCUCCUUGCAGAUAUCGAGUCCGCAAUGGAAGCAGAUACGAGACAGAAUACCUCACUCAGAGGUACUGGAUCUACAUAUGGGUCACAUGCGGUAGACCCUAUUGUACCCCACAGCGUUCCUGAGCCAGCUGCUUGGGGCCAGCAAGGCGAUAUAGAUCCCCCCAAGAGGAAAAUCAAUGGGGUAGACAAACAGUAA